AUGUCCACAUCCAGAACCGGCGCCGGCGACGCGAUGAAGCGCAGCUUCGGCUUUUCCCAGGUCGCCGAGAGUGAGAAGCAGGCCCGCGUCGACGAUGUCUUCCAUACGGUCGCGCGCCGGUAUGAUGUGAUGAACGAUCUGAUGUCGUUCGGCCUGCACCGUGUCUGGAAGGACGCGAUGAUCGCCGCGCUGGCGCCGCCCAAACGGCCGGGCUGGCGCAUGCUCGAUGUCGCCGGCGGCACUGGCGACAUUGCCUUUCGCGCGGUCGAAGCCUCGCGCGGAAACGCCCAUGUCACCGUGCUCGAUAUCAACGGAUCGAUGCUCGAUGUCGGCCGCGAACGGGCGGACGCACGCGGCUUGUCCGACCAUGUCGAUUUCGUCGAGGCGAAUGCCGAGGAGCUUCCCUUCGGCGAUGCGGCGUUCGAUGCCUAUUCGAUCGCGUUCGGUAUCCGCAACGUGCCGGAUAUUCCCAAGGCAUUGCGCGAGGCGCGGCGCGUGCUCAAGCCGGGCGGCCGGUUCCUGUGCCUUGAAUUUUCCGAGGUGGACAUGCCGGUUUUCGACCGCGUCUAUGAAGCCUGGUCGUUCAACGCCAUCCCGCGGAUCGGCCAGACGGUUGCCGGCGAUGGCGAGCCCUAUCGCUAUCUGGUCGAGUCGAUCGCCAAGUUUCCGCGCCAGGCUGAUUUCGCCACGAUGAUCGGCGAGGCGGGAUUCAAGCGCGUGACGUGGCGCAAUUAUUCGGGCGGUGUCGCGGCGCUCCAUUCGGGCUGGAAACUCUGA
Effrenium voratum is the source of this 777-nucleotide messenger RNA. Lineage: Eukaryota; Dinophyceae; Suessiales; Symbiodiniaceae. The record is from the annotation of a GenBank genome assembly.